AUGCAAGAGGCGAUUCCUUACAAGACGUGGCUGCCCCACUACACCACGACCAAGCAGCCGCUGCUCAACAGCGACGUCCUCGCGGCGGAGGUGGUGUCGGAGAAUGCCAUCAUCGUCUUCGCCCGCCGGGGCUGCUGCAUGACCCACGUCCUCAAGCGGCUGCUCCUGUGCGUGGGAGUCAACCCGCCGGUGUUCGAGGUCGACGACAACGAGGAGGACGAGGCCCGGCGGGUGUUGAAGGAGCUGCAGACGGUGGCCGGGGAGGAGGUUCAGUUACCGGCGGUGUUCAUUGGCGGGAAGUUGUUCGGAGGGUUGGACAGGGUUAUGGCCACUCAUAUCACCGGCGAAUUGGUUCCUAUUCUCAAACAGGCUGGAGCCUUGUGGCUUUGA
Messenger RNA from Linum tenue, 390 nucleotides. Lineage: Eukaryota; Viridiplantae; Streptophyta; Magnoliopsida; Malpighiales; Linaceae. The record is from the annotation of a GenBank genome assembly.